Tupaia belangeri chinensis (Chinese tree shrew) is the source of this 1355-nucleotide messenger RNA. RefSeq names its product SAM domain, SH3 domain and nuclear localization signals 1 (gene SAMSN1). Gene Ontology annotation, biological process: negative regulation of peptidyl-tyrosine phosphorylation; negative regulation of B cell activation. Gene Ontology annotation, molecular function: phosphotyrosine residue binding. The transcript is spliced from 8 exons. Gene Ontology annotation, cellular component: cytoplasm; nucleus. The record is from RefSeq and is a predicted model, not a curated record. Bases 114 to 1235 code for a protein of 373 amino acids. NCBI's taxonomy places the organism in Eukaryota, Metazoa, Chordata, Mammalia, Scandentia, Tupaiidae.
ACUGGGCCCAAACUUAUCUGAUGCUGUACAUCACAGCCAGCACUCUGCUGACUGUUUCCAGUUGUUUCUGUAACAGCAGAAAGUACGCUUCUCAGCAGUAGUCUGAAUUCAAAAUGCUGAAGCGAAAACCAUCCAAUGUUUCAGAGAAGGAGAAACAUCAAAAGCCAAAGCGCAGCAGCAGUUUUGGAAAUUUUGACCGUCUUCGGAAUAAUUCCAUGUCAAAAGCAGAUGAUUCAACUGAGGUACAUGAAGGGGAACCCAUAAGUGAAACUGAAGAACAAAAUAAAACUUCAAAUAAUGGAAGAAGUUUGGGUAAAAAAAUGAGAGCCAUUUCAUGGACGAUGAAGAAAAAAGUGGGUAAAAAGUACAUCAAAGCCCUUUCUGAGGAAAAGGAUGAGGAAGAUGGAGAGGAUGCUCUUCCAUACCGAAACAGUGACCCAGUGAUGGGGACUCACACAGAGAAGGUCUCCCUCAAAGCCAGUGACUCAAUGGAUAGUCUUUACAGUGGUCAGAGCUCAUCAAGUGGAAUAACAAGCUGUUCAGAUGGUACGAAUAACCGGGACAGCUUUCGGCUGGAUGAUGACAGCCCCUACUCGGGACCAUUCUGUGGUCGGGCCAGAGUGCAUACUGAUUUUACACCAAGUCCCUAUGACACUGACUCCCUCAAAAUCAAGAAAGGAGACAUCAUAGACAUUAUCAGCAAAACGCCAAUGGGGAUGUGGACAGGAGUGUUGAAUAAUAAGGUGGGAAACUUCAAAUUCAUUUAUGUGGAUGUUAUCUCAGAAGAGGAAGCAGCCCCCAAGAAAGUAAAGGCAUGCCGAAGGAGCAGAGGCGAAAAACCCAAGACUCUGCAGGAGUUCUUAGAGAUGAUUCACCUUCAGGAAUACACCUCAACACUUUUGCUCAAUGGUUAUGAGACUCUAGAAGAUUUAAAGGAUAUAAAAGAGAGUCAUCUCAUUGAAUUAAACAUUGAAAACUCAGAAGACAGAAUGAGGUUACUAUCAGCUGCUGAAAACCUCCUCGAUGAAGAAACUAUUCAAGAGCAAGAAAAUGAACCUAUUCCCUUAUCCUUAAACCCAGACAUCUCCUUAAACAAGUCACAGUUAGAUGACUGCCCAAGGGACUCUGGCUGUUAUAUCUCAUCAGGAAAUUCAGAUAAUGGCAAAGAAGAUGUGGAAACUGAAAAUCUGCCUGACAUGGUAGAGAAGAUUACUAUCACAGAAGCAAGUGAAUGAACACACAUUCUCAACUAUAUAUCUACGGAUAGACUUCAUUUUAACUCUUCUUGAGCUAAAAGAAAAAGAAAGGAAGAAAGAAAGAAAAAGGAAAGAAGAAAGAAAGAAAGAAGAAAAAAA